Messenger RNA from Anopheles aquasalis, 1421 nucleotides. RefSeq names its product Bax Inhibitor-1 (gene BI-1). Gene Ontology annotation, cellular component: mitochondrial membrane. Gene Ontology annotation, molecular function: enzyme binding. Lineage: Eukaryota; Metazoa; Arthropoda; Insecta; Diptera; Culicidae. The record is from RefSeq and is a predicted model, not a curated record. Gene Ontology annotation, biological process: negative regulation of RNA splicing; negative regulation of endoribonuclease activity; negative regulation of apoptotic signaling pathway.
CCUUUUUUCUGCAGAAUUUAUAAAAACAAAGUCGCCCAAGUCGUAAUUUCGUCAUCAAGAAGCAAUCAUCGAAUUUGUGAAGAUUAUCAGCCAAUCAAAGUUCCGUGCGUUUGUGGAUAAAUUACGGAUUAGCGUCGAUUAAGUGCGCCAUGGCCACGUCAUUUGCAAAUUUCUCCUUCGAGCGAUUAACGCAGCAGAUGGGAGCUAAAUUGGAUCCGAGACUCCGUGAGCAUCUGUCGAAGGUUUAUGGGUGCUUGGCCGCCACCUGCGGUAUGGCCACGGUAGGAUCGUACAUCCACUUGUCCGGUCUGUGGCAGGCGGGUCUCCUGAGCGGCCUGAUCUCGCUCGGCCUCGUACUGGGACUCGUCUUCACACCAGACAACGGCAAGAACCUGCCCCAGCGAUUCGGAAUGUUGAUGGGAAUCGGAAUGUUCACCGGCCACUCGCUGGGACUGUUGCUCCAGUACGUCAUCUACCUGAACCCGGCCAUCGUCGUAACGGCCCUCGUCGGCACGGUCACCAUCUUCAGCUGCCUCACGGCGGCCGCUUUCUUCGCGAAGCGCGGCAGCUACCUCUACCUGGGCGGCCUGCUGAUGAGCGCCCUGAGCAUGAUGGCAUUGAUGAACCUGGGCAACCUGUUCUUCCGUUCCUACUUCGUGCAUGAUAUUAAUCUUUACCUGGGAUUGUUGGUGAUGUCCGGAUUUAUUUUGUUCGACACUCAAAUGAUCAUGGAGAAGCAUCAUAUGGGUAGCAACGACUUUAUUGGUCAUUCUCUGGAUCUGUUCUACGAUGUGAUCAAUGUUUUCCGUCGUCUAUUGAUGAUUUUGGCUCAGAAGGAAGAGAACAAUGAGCGCAGGAAGCGAAAAAAUAACUAAUCACUAUCAGCUAUACGAAGAACCAGAAUUCUGUCGCAUUACUUUCCAUUUAAUUUCAUGCCAAAUUGCACUACCCGUUCCGCUGGUGGGGCUUUAAUUUAAAAGCGGAACGGCUUCGUUAGCAUAAUAUAUUCCUGUUCUACCCGUUCCUCAAGCUGAAUGGGAUUGUUUAUGGCAAAAGCAAAUUAAGUAAUUUAAUGAACAACUCGGCAUUUGAGGCAAAUAAUAUUCUUGUUUCUUCACAACAACGAACGGAAUAACAUCUUUUGGCAAGCACGAUAGCUCACACGUAAUGAAUUAUUUUGAAAUCAAACUUUCGUCGAGUGAAGCAAGGUGUAGGGCACCAUUUCUUUCCUCUCAUCAUACAACAGAGGUCAACACUUUCUUUCCGUGUCUAAAAUAGGGGGGAUUUCGGAGAGCAAAAAUUGGAACUUUUCCAUUGUCGGUGGAGAUGUCUUUGAUGUUCGCAGUCGUUUGAAUUAUAGCCAGUAAGUGCAUGUUGUUUAAUGGAAACCCCAAGAUGGAAUAAAGUCGUCUAUUCAUUUA